This is a messenger RNA of Aplosporella prunicola CBS 121167, 678 nucleotides long. RefSeq lists its product as uncharacterized. The record is from RefSeq and is a predicted model, not a curated record. Gene Ontology annotation, molecular function: SNARE binding; SNAP receptor activity. The coding region runs from base 1 to 678 and encodes 225 amino acids. Lineage: Eukaryota; Fungi; Ascomycota; Dothideomycetes; Botryosphaeriales; Aplosporellaceae. The transcript has 2 exons. Gene Ontology annotation, cellular component: SNARE complex; late endosome membrane; ER to Golgi transport vesicle membrane. Gene Ontology annotation, biological process: retrograde transport, endosome to Golgi; Golgi to vacuole transport; vesicle fusion with Golgi apparatus.
AUGGCAGACCUUCUGGACUCCGAGGCCGGCUCGGAGCGCUUCGCCAGCUACGAGGCAGAGCUCAAGCUCGUGCAGGCGGACCUCACCCAGAAGCUCGACCAGAUUCCCGAGCUGUCCGGCGAGCCCAGGAAAGCAGCAAUAAGGCAAGCGGAGCGCGCACUGGAGGAGGCAAGAGAGCUGAUCGACCAAAUGCGCAUCGAGAAGCCCAACAUCCCCGCGCCGGCCAAGAACAAAAUCAACCAGCGCUUCCGCAACCUACAACACGACGUAGAUGACCUAGGGCGAAAGCUGACGUCGCUGUCCUCGGACCGGCGCGCCCUGUUCGGGAACCGGUACAAGGACAACCCGACGCCCGACGACCAGCUCGAGCAGCGCCAGCAGCUGCUCACGGGCACCGACCGCCUCGAGCGUAGUAGUGGCCGCUUACGCGAGAGCCAGCGCAUCGCGCUCGAGACGGAGGAUAUCGGGCGCAGCACGCUGAGCGACCUGGCCACGCAACGCGAGCAGAUCGAGAACACGCGCAGGAAUUUGCUCGAGAGUGAGAGCUACACCGAUCGCAGUAUUAAGACGCUGCGCGGUAUGGCGCGCAGGAUGGCUACGAACCGCGUCAUUACGAUUGCGAUUAUUACCGUUUUGGUGCUGCUUAUUAUUGCUGUUAUUGUGAGCAAGUUUAGGUAG